Melanotaenia boesemani (Boeseman's rainbowfish) is the source of this 2592-nucleotide messenger RNA. It is a transcript of the gene kars1, whose product is annotated as lysyl-tRNA synthetase 1. The transcript has 15 exons. Bases 143 to 1975 code for a protein of 610 amino acids. Gene Ontology annotation, molecular function: ATP binding; lysine-tRNA ligase activity; tRNA binding. Gene Ontology annotation, cellular component: cytoplasm; mitochondrion; cytosol. NCBI's taxonomy places the organism in Eukaryota, Metazoa, Chordata, Actinopteri, Atheriniformes, Melanotaeniidae. Gene Ontology annotation, biological process: lysyl-tRNA aminoacylation; basophil activation involved in immune response; diadenosine tetraphosphate biosynthetic process. The record is from RefSeq and is a predicted model, not a curated record.
CAAACGCACCAAACCUAGCGUUUGUCUGGCGCACGCGCCUAUCGCCCUUUCUGAGCGCAGCAUCAAGAACAUGGCGGACAUGACAACAGCAGACGGAGAGAAACUCAGCAAAAAGUCUGGCUACUGAAUGUGGUAGUUCAGCAUGCUGUGUCUGGUCAGAGCAGCCAGGCAACAGCUGAGCCAAGCCUUUGGGGUCAGGGGACAGUGGUUAAAAUGUGCACCCCCUUGUACAGCCGCAGUCUCAUCCCAAUUACAAGGAAUCCGUUGGAGAGGUGACAAAAGUGAGCUGAAAAGGCGAAUGAAAGCAGAGAAAAAGACAGCUGAGAAAGAAGCCAAAAUCAAAGAGCAGGUGGUGCAAAAGAAAGAAUCCAAUGAUCAAGCUGUCCAAAAUGACCAUGGGCUGGAUGAGGAGACGCUAGACCCCAAUCAAUACUUCAAGAUCCGAUCCCAGGCCAUCCAAGAACUGAAGGGCACAGUGGAUGACCCAUACCCACACAAGUAUCAUGUAGACUUGUCACUAACAGAGUUUAUUGAGAAAUACAAUAAUCUACAGCCUGGGGACCAGCUUACAGAUGUCAUUCUCAAUGUGUCAGGUCGCAUCCAUGCCAAGAGGGCUUCUGGUGCCAAGCUGCUUUUCUAUGACUUGCGAGGUGAAGGUGUCAAGUUGCAAGUUAUGGCAAACUCGAGAAACUACAAGUCUGAGGAAGACUUUGUGAGCAUCAAUGAUAAACUGCGCCGUGGUGACAUAAUUGGUGUCCGUGGAAACCCAGGGAAGACAAAGAAAGGGGAGCUGAGUAUCAUUCCUAUUGAGAUGACCCUGCUGUCACCAUGUCUGCACAUGUUGCCCCACCUCCACUUUGGCCUCAAAGACAAGGAAACACGAUACCGCCAGCGCUACUUGGACUUGAUACUCAAUGACAAUGUGAGACAGAAAUUUAUAAUUCGCGCUAAAAUCAUCACAUACCUACGCAGCUUCCUGGACCAGCUGGGGUUUUUGGAGAUCGAGACACCAAUGAUGAACAUAAUUCCUGGAGGAGCUGUGGCCCGCCCAUUUGUUACUUACCACAAUGAGCUGGAUAUGAAUCUGUUCAUGAGGAUUGCCCCUGAGCUCUACCACAAGAUGCUUGUGGUUGGUGGAAUAGACAGAGUGUAUGAGGUUGGUCGUCAGUUCAGGAAUGAAGGCAUCGAUCUCACUCAUAAUCCAGAGUUCACCACCUGCGAGUUUUACAUGGCAUAUGCUGAUUACCAGGACUUGAUGGAAAUCACAGAGAAAUUACUUUCAGGAAUGGUGAAGCACAUCACGGGGGGGUACAAAGUAACCUAUCACCCUGAUGGUCCAGAGGGACAGGCCUAUGAGAUUGACUUCACUCCACCGUUCAGAAGAGUGAGCAUGACACACGAUCUGGAAAAAAUAAUGGGAGUCCAAUUCCCCCCUACUGAUAGCUACGACAGCAACGAGACGCGGAAAUUCUUUGACGACUUAUGCACCCAAAAGGGAGUUGAAUGUCCUCCACCCAGGACCACUGCACGCCUCCUUGACAAGUUGGUUGGAGAUUUCCUUGAAGUCACAUGCAUCAACCCAACUUUUAUCUGUGAUCAUCCUCAAAUCAUGAGCCCCUUAGCAAAAUGGCACAGAUCACAGAAGGGCCUAACAGAGCGUUUUGAGCUCUUUGUGAUGAAGAAGGAAAUCUGCAAUGCUUACACUGAGUUGAAUGAUCCAAUCAGACAGAGGGAGCUGUUUGAGCAGCAAGCCAAGGCCAAAGCAGAGGGUGAUGAUGAAGCCAUGUUCAUUGAUGAGACCUUCUGCACAGCACUGGAAUAUGGUCUCCCACCAACUGCUGGCUGGGGGAUGGGCAUCGAUCGUCUCACCAUGUUCCUUACUGACUCCAACAACAUCAAGGAGGUGUUGCUGUUUCCAGCCAUGAAACCUGAUGACAAUAAGACAUCAGCUCCCUCAGAGGGCACCUCAGUGUAAUGACCUCUGCUGUCGUGUAUCUGCAGGAAUUUGUAUGAAGUGGGAGCAAUUUCCUCACUGUGCUCAUCAGUGGAGUCUGCAGGUUUUGUGCUUUAUCAAUGUUAACACAUUAAAUGUUGGAGCUUUUCUGUCAUUAAGGGAAAUCAUCUUGUCUCAAUUACAUGGUUGAUAUGGUAGCAAACAGUACUGAAUGCUUUUCCUUUGGAUUUCUUACAUUUCUGAGCUUAAAUUUGCUUCAUCCUCUUGGUUUGAUUUUCAGAGCCAUUUUAAUCGUUUCUAUCAUCCAGUUACCACUUGUACCCAGCGAAUGGGUCAGGAGGUCAUCCGCUGUUUUCUGCACACCUGGGUGUAAUACUUCAAAUACAUCUGAGUGUACUUUGAGUUUCUUAAGGGGUCCUUGAUUCUGGUUACCAAAUGUAUGGCAUGGAUGCACACCCUAGUAAAACAGCUUAAGCCUCUGAUAUUUUGUUUCCAUACAUUCAUGUGAUUUUUACCAGGUCUGCUCGUAUUACUUGUCUAAGAUUUUUCAAUCCAAUUCCAAUUCAACAAAUCCAAAAUCUCUCAGCCAAGAAGUUUAAAUUUGUAUGUCUGAAUAAAGUGCAUAUUAAUCAGCUCUA